ACCCGGAAGUUGCCACGGGAGCGAGGCCCCGGUUGCCGAGCGCGGGCGCGAGGGGCCGGGCUUCGCGGAGACGGGGGAGAGGUCGCCGCGCCUCCCGCCUCUCAAGUUGUCGGCGCCCUCGGGUGCCGCUUGGCGCGCGUCGAGCUCGCAGGGCGGGCGGCCGCCGUCCCCGGGUGGCGCGCUCGGCUGUGGCCAGAGGCGACAUGAGCGCUGCGGGGCUGUUGGCUCCGGCCCCGGCCCCGGCCCCGACUGGAACGCCGCCGGCGCCGGAGUACUACCCCGAGGAGGACGAGGAGCUGGAGAGCGCGGAGGACGACGAGCGCAGCUGCCGGGGCCGCGAGUCGGACGAAGACACUGAGGAUGCUAGCGAAACUGACCUGGCAAAGCAUGAUGAAGAAGACUAUGUAGAAAUGAAGGAACAGAUGUAUCAGGAUAAACUAGCUUCUCUCAAGAGACAGUUACAGCAAUUGCAGGAAGGUACGUUACAGGAGUAUCAGAAGAGGAUGAAAAAACUAGAUCAGCAGUACAAAGAGAGGAUACGAAAUGCAGAACUCUUCCUGCAGCUGGAAACUGAACAAGUGGAAAGAAAUUACAUUAAAGAAAAGAAGGCAGCAGUAAAAGAGUUUGAAGAUAAGAAGGUUGAGCUGAAAGAGAACCUGAUUGCUGAGCUAGAAGAAAAGAAGAAGAUGAUUGAAAAUGAAAAGCUAACCAUGGAACUGACUGGAGAUUCUAUGGAAGUGAAACCCAUCAUGACCAGAAAGUUGCGGAGGCGACCAAAUGACCCUGUCCCCAUUCCAGACAAGAGGAGAAAACCUGCUCCUGCCCAGCUAAACUACUUGUUAACGGAUGAACAGAUCAUGGAGGAUCUGAGAACGUUAAAUAAGCUUAAGUCACCCAAGAGACCAGUAUCCCCCUCUUCUCCUGAACACUUGCCUGCUACACCAGCUGAGUCUCAAGCCCAGAGAUUUGAAGCCCGGAUAGAAGAUGGCAAAUUGUACUAUGAUAAAAGAUGGUACCACAAGAGCCAAGCAAUCUAUCUGGAGUCGAAGGACAACCAGAAACUGAGCUGUGUGAUCAGCUCUGUCGGAGCCAAUGAGAUCUGGGUGAGAAAGACCAGUGACAGCACCAAGAUGAGGAUUUACUUGGGCCAGCUUCAUCGUGGGCUCUUCGUGAUCCGCCGGAGGUCAGCGGCUUGACUUUCUACAGUGCGCUUCUUCCCUUGACCCUUUUUCUGAAGUGGUUUUUGGUUUUCUUUUUAAUAGAAAGUUUUUAACUUGGGAAUUGCUCCUUGGCCUUGGACUAUGAAAAACACUGUUGUGGAUUCUGCAAGGCACUUUCGUGGCCAGUGGCUCCCAUCUCUGUUUCAUUCUUUGCUUCCUCGACUUCUUCCCCUCAUCAGUCACAUAAGACGAUUUUAUUUUCAGGCAUAUUGGAAAUUUAACUCUGGGCUUUGUUGUCAUCCCCCCUCUUCUCUCCCCCCGCCUCCCCCCAAGCUUCCUUUGAGUUUGAAGGGACUUUUUUUAAAUUUUAUUAUCUUUAUGUGUUUCUACCAUGAAGAGGAGCAGGAAGGGAUACACUCAACAAUGGAUUUUCAUGUUUUGAAUCUGAUUAGUGGAUCAUGUAUCUAUUUCCCUUGUCGAGCCUAAUUCAGUGUUUCCCCAGAAGCUUGGGGCAGAGGUCCUUGCAGAAGGAGAUUAAUUCUGCUGGCUCUCAGCCUUCUCCGAGAAAUAAAUGCCUUGUGGAACAUCUGUCGUGUGCCAUCCACUCCACUGGCUGAACGACAGAAAAAUUUGCCUGAGGGACUGUGUGCACUGAAGUAAUUGGGGCUGGGGGGAAGGACAUUUCAUAUUCAUAAUGUGCUGAAGAUAUCAUAUUUUAAAUGUUAUUUAAUACACAAGUAGUUUAUUCGUUCCAGCUUGAGCUGGAAACAAGAAGUGGUCAUUUCAGACAAUUUCAUUUGCAAUUAAUUUUCCCUCACCCAGUAGGUGAAGAGACCUACCACAGGCUGAUUAUCUGGGUUAUCUAAGUUUGGGAGGGAGAUUGAUGAAUGAGAGUCUGCAGCUACCAAAAGACUCUCACUCAUAAUUCAAAUUGCACUCUUGUCACCGAUCCCAUUAUUGCACAUUGGCCAUUCCAAACCCGUGGAACCUUGUUGUCAGCACUCGCAGCCUCCUGGAGGUCUGGCCCAGGUCGAGGACAGAAGGCUGUGCUCGCUGCCACUAAACCCACUCUUCCUAAUGAGUUCUGAUUCAUUGGAAGAAUCACUCCUUGCUCCCUUUUCCUCAUUCCUACAACGAGAGAAUGACUUGUUGGGUUCUGGGGUUUGUUGUAUUCUAGUUGCCACCUGAUAAUGUUUACCAAGUUUUAGGGGUCAAAGCACGUGCUAGCAUCUCUGUGGGCAAUGAGUAGACUUGAUAUGUCCUAGGAAACCUUUGUACAUAGCUCCCUUGGUCUCAAGUGAUUCCCUUCGUGUUGUCUCUCUAUGUUCACACCCCAACACAAGUCGCAAGUCAUGGGGCUGUGAUCACAGGUACAUCACCUCCGAAGUCCUGCCUUCGACAGAGACCAAACGUUACUGACUCAGAGUAAAGACUUGUACAGAUAUAUUUUUGUUUUAAUUUAUAAUCUAUUUUUUUUUCCAUUUUUUUAUUCUGGCGAUGGAGUUUCAUUUAAAAACAGGAUAAAGAGUGCUGUUCAUCAAAAGUUGCCUGGGCCUUUUGUGUUUGUUCUCUGCCCCAGGCCCUCCCAUUAUUAGGAUGUUGACUUCAGUGAACCACAUCCCCAGUAAAGUGGGGUUUCACAUUUUGUUUCUUCUUGGCAGCCGUGGCCGUUUGAGGUUUCUCUCUUGCCUGAAUUGUCACUGUGGUGUGUGUAACAUUCCGUAAUGGCAGGUACUGGUUGUCAUCUAGUGCCCUGAGAUGGAAAUUAUUUAGAUAUAUUUAGUAUGUGUUGCCAUCAAAGAGGUUUUUUUGUUUGUUUUAAUGAUUGUAUUAACUUGUCUUCCUAACAGCACACCAGAAUUUGAUUUUGGGGGGAAAGGAUUGUAUUGGUAACUGUUGGGGAUUCAACAUUGAGCAGCAAGUUGCCCUUUUCCCUGCCUUGCCUGGUGUUUUUGUGAAGUAACUAUUUGAUGACCAGGAUCUGGACACUUUUGCCUUUUCUCUUCUGUAAAUUUGAGGGUGUUGGGGCCUUGGGGAGGCAUGGUCUUGGCCCCAUGACUGCCUUUUGCCCCUCGUAUUCUCAUAACUCUUGAAAUCAGGAUCCUAGUGAAAAUGAAGGAAAAUGUGAUUUAGUACAGUAAAGUAUGUUCCCGAUCCCAGAAGGUUUAUUAGUUUUUACUUAGUUACUCCAGAGAUGAAAAAAUCAACAUUUCAACCUCUCCAAUGCCUCUGCAGUGACCAGGAGUGCAAGAACCCACUCAUUAGGAGAUGGAGGAGCUUUUGUGAUGGGGAAAUGAAUGAGAGGGGAGCACAGAUUUUGUGACUCCUAUAAUAAGAGGGGGCUGGCGUUUAGCCUAGCUGGCCAUUCUUUAAAAGUUUUGUCUCUCACUAGACCCAGGGCACAGAUGAGUUCCCAAAUUCAACUAUUUUUUGCAAAUGAUAUUUGAUAAAGGUUGGUGCAGACACUUUUGAUCAAGAACCUGUAUUUAUGUGUUUUUGAUGAAGAACUUGGAUAUGUGUAAUUCUGAUCAACAACCUGUUCAUACAUGUGUUCAGCUCCAGGCAUCUGUCUCAAGUACACAGUGUUUGCUA
Molecule: messenger RNA, 3752 nt
Organism: Pipistrellus kuhlii (Kuhl's pipistrelle)
Lineage: Eukaryota; Metazoa; Chordata; Mammalia; Chiroptera; Vespertilionidae
Gene: SUDS3
Product: SDS3 homolog, SIN3A corepressor complex component
Exons: 12
Coding region: 204-1196 (330 amino acids)
Biological process (GO): negative regulation of transcription by RNA polymerase II
Cellular component (GO): Sin3-type complex
Molecular function (GO): histone deacetylase binding
Source: RefSeq, a predicted model, not a curated record